Molecule: messenger RNA, 1526 nt
Organism: Marchantia polymorpha subsp. ruderalis
Lineage: Eukaryota; Viridiplantae; Streptophyta; Marchantiopsida; Marchantiales; Marchantiaceae
Source: the annotation of a GenBank genome assembly
CCCGACCAGUGGGUGGGAGCAGGCACCGGGGCAUUCGGGAAUCGCGGGUCGCCCAGCCUAGCCGUCGUCAGAGGACGCGCAGAGCUUCCGGAAAAUCGCGGGCCAAUUCGCAGAGAACCCGCUUUCGAAUACGUGGCCCGCAUCGUCGAGUGCAGAAGUGCUGUGAAGGUGGACUUCGCAGUGAGGGAGGAUGGGAUGGAUCGGCGCCGAACACUUGGAAGAUCGGACGGCCGGAAACGCGAUCAAUGUCUGCCCUAGAGCAAUUUGUGUACACUUCAGUGUCAAGGAUCCCUCCCUUUGAAGAUCGAGGUAGCUCCGCUGGUCCCUCCUCGUCAGGCAGUCUGAGGAGCACAGUCUCUUUUCGGAUCGGAAUCGAUCUUCGAGUGCAGAUUUUGGAUUGUGAGGUCAAUUACUUGAGCACCCGCUCGUGAGCUCGACGGUGUUGGUCGGUUGACGUCCUGCGGUGGUAUAUCGGUCGUUUUCUCGGGAGAAUUGCGUCGCGUCGCAGCGGUGUGUCUGUGCUUGUUGUAAGUGUUCAAGCUUUUUAGAAGCCUUUCGUCUUCCUCGUCAAAAGAGUUGGUAGUCUGCAAACAUGCCGAAGAACAAGGGAAAGGGAGGAAAGAAUCGCAAGAGAGGAAAGAACGAGGCCGAGGACGAGAAGCGAGAGCUGGUUUUUAAGGAAGAUGGACAGGAGUACGCGCAGGUCCUGCGUAUGUUGGGAAACGGGCGUUGUGAAGCUCUCUGCAUAGACGGUACCAAGCGGUUGUGUCAUAUCCGAGGAAAGAUGCACAAAAAAGUUUGGAUUGCUUCCGGUGAUAUCAUUUUGGUCGGUCUACGAGACUACCAAGACGAUAAGGCUGAUGUUAUUCUUAAGUACCAACCCGACGAGGCUAGGUUAUUGAAGGCUUAUGGUGAGCUGCCUGACAACGUCCGUCUCAACGAGGGUAUUGCGGGUGGUAUGGACGACGACGAGGAUGGCGAGGGCGAUGACUACAUCGAGUUCGAGGACGAGGAUAUCGACAGGAUAUAGACGUCUCACACAUCGGAUCUCGCUGUCCAAAAGCCGAGUGAACCUCUGCACAAUACUUGGACGGAGAUUUCCUGUGUUUAUAUGGUAUGUACGCGCUCAGCUGAAAUCUCUGCCACAUCAAGCGCUACUUAUUAGCAGCGAGCCCCCUGAUUCUUGGUGUGGAGGCUGCAGUGAUCUUGACAUAAGCACGCAACUUGUUGAACAUCAAGUUGAUGUUCGUCCCUUGUGGUGACAGGCACCCCAUUUGUUGACUUAUGGGGUUUUUUCUUUCUGUAAAUCAUAUAUUAGAGUGCUUCAUGUUCCUCGGUGCCGAAUGGCCUUCUUAGCUUGCUGCGAAGUUGGGCUUGCCGUGACAGGGGCUGUGGUAUUGAUGACUAUGUACGAGUUUUAGAUUAAAUUGGGUAACCGAGCUGCAAUGGCCGUCUUUCCACGACAACGUUGCUUGUAUCUUUACCUACCUUGAAGUGGAAAUUCUGGCUCCCAUGAGUAUUUUUGC